This is a messenger RNA of Miscanthus lutarioriparius, 2253 nucleotides long. Lineage: Eukaryota; Viridiplantae; Streptophyta; Magnoliopsida; Poales; Poaceae. The record is from the annotation of a GenBank genome assembly.
AUGGUGCGACAUCCUAAGCCGCCCGCAUCCCAGUCCCCGUCCCCGUCCCCGCCGCCGUGCCCGCCCUCGGACUCGGACCCCGGCAUCGGCUUCGACCCCAUCGAGGAGUGGCUCGUGGACUUCGACCCGGCCAUGUCGAGCGAGCUAGCGGUCAAGGGUCUCGGCUCCGCUGAGCAAGCGGCGGCGCAAAAGAACUCCGAGCUCGAGUUUGGUGUGAAGGACGAGAAGGUCGAGGUGGUGGGCAGCAGCGGAUUGGACGAGCUGCUUGCCCCGGAUCAGCUUCUGGUGUCUGGGAUUGGCGAUUUGGCUGUGAGAGAGGAUAUUCCAGAGGGAGCGGUUGUUAUGGAGAUGGCUGCCGCACCGGCUGAUGCUGAGAUGAAUGCCGCACCGCCCGCACCUGCUGAUGCUGAGAUGAAUACUUUGGUAUCCGUGGAAGCACCUGCUGAUGCUGAGAUGAAUACCACGGUGUCCGUGGAUGUGGAAUCGGAAGGUGACAAGGAAGGGCAGGAGGCACCGCCUGCACCUGCUGAUGCUGAGAUGAUGAAUACCACGGUGUCCGUGGAAGUGGAAGCGGAAGGUGGCAAGGAAGGGCAGGAGAGCAUCGAUGAAGAGUCGGAGUCAGAGAGCAGUGAGGAUGACGAUGACAGCUCAUCGAGUGAGGCUUCCUCGAGCAGUGAAGAGGAGAAAGAGCAGAGGGUCAAGAAGGACGAGGAAUCGAGUGAAGCCUCAAGCAGCGAAGAGGAAGAGCUGGGAGUUAAGAGGCAUGGUGGUAAGUCCAAUAACCUAGAGAGUCUCCUUGAGGAAGGUGAGUUGUUGAUCGGGAGCGAUGAGGAGGAUGCGGAACAAAAGGGAGGCAUCAAGUCCAAAUAUGAAACAGAGGUCCUUCCACCAGUCCCAAAAAUUGAAAUCCAGUUGGAACCACAUCAUCAGACUCUUCCAGUAGGGACUAUUUCAGCUAUAAUGGGUGAGAGAGUAAUAGUUGAAGGUUCAGUCCAGCACAACCCCCUGAAUGAGGGUUCAAUUCUCUGGAUAACAGAAAGUAGGACGCCGCUUGGUAUAGUUGAUGAAUUAUUUGGACCUGUUAAGAACCCAUACUACCUUGUGCGGUACAACUCUGAGGAAGAGGUACCUGCUGGGAUCAGUGCAGGAACCAAUGUCUCUUUUGUAGCGGAGUUUGCAGAUCACAUCCUGAAUAUGAAGGAGCUCUAUGCAAAAGGCUAUGAUGAAUCUGAUCCUGUAGACAAUGAUGAAGAAGAAGAUUUACUUGAUUUCUCUGAUGAUGAAAAGGAGGCUGAGUACAAACGGUCAUUACGUCAAGCAAAAAGGCAGACUGAUAGACAGCGUGAGCCUAUGAAGACUUCUCGUGAUAGGAAGAGAUCACAGUCUAGAGGUAGUGGAAUCCGGAAGCCCAUGCCGCCAAGGAACCUGGAUACAUCAACAACAGGUCACCAGCCACGGCCUCAUUUUCACCGCUCAGAUAUGGCUCCUGCAGGUGCUGAAAAUACAGCACGUUCAUUGGGUCCUCCAAAUGCACCUAUGAUUGCUCCAACCAUGCUGCCUCCUGGCCCAAUGAACCCUGCUGUGCCAUCACCUGUUCCUCUUGCAAAUCAGAUGGGUGGCUGCUUCAUGAAUCCGGCACAGCAGCUGUUCUUACCGCAGCAGCCCAAUAUGGUUUGGCCUGGUGGAUUUCCACAGCCGCCUCAUCCGAACAUGGGGGUAGAUGGAGCCGCACUCGCUGCCAACAUCAUACAGAGCCUCCUUGCAGGAGCCAACCAAUUCCAGCAGCAGUUCCAGAACCAGAACUUCAGUGGCGCAGGAGCCAACCAAUUCCCGCAGCAGUUUCAGAACCAGAACUUCAGUGGCCCAGGAGCCAACCAAUUCCAGCAGCAGUUUCAGAACCAGAAUUUCGGUGGCUUCCCAAACCAAAUGCCGAUGCCCUUUCCUCAGUUCAUGCACCAAACUGGAAUGCCUGCAAAUCCAAUGCCAUUCGGUGGCAGACCACCAGUGAACUCUCCAUUUGGCCCCGCGCCUCAAGUGCCUAUGGGGCAAGGCAACUUUGGCCAGCCUCCAAAUUCACAAGGAUUUACGAACCUGGCGCCACCCCGUGGAGAUGGGGAACAAGAUUCGCCUCCGCAGUUCAGUUCUAGGCAGUUUCAUCAAGGGAGCUCGUCCUUUGGCCGGGGAAGGACGCAGCAGCGCGGCGGCAGGCAUUCCUCUGGAAGAGGUGGCAGAGGCGGCCGGCAUCGCAGAUAG